GGAUGGCGAAGUAUAGGAAGAUCUAGAAAAUAAUUUAGGAACAAUCUGUCUCCAGAAGGCUAGUUCAGAUGAGGAACAGGCAUAAAGGCUACUUUGAAGAAGGAAGAAGAAAUAGAUCACAAGUAUGCAGUAAUUUCAAGAAUGGAACUAGUAGAUCUCUACAUGAUUCGAUAGCUAUCCCUACAUACUUUUUAACACCAAGAAAUAGGUAUUCGAUGUCUACAAACGUAACGCAGGUGGCCGUCAUCCAGAACCGCGGGUUGGACAGAAACAGAGACAGGACAUCGUCACAUUAAAUGAGGGGAUCAAUCAUCCAGCAGUGAUCACACGCGUCCGCGGAAAAUCGCGAAAAUGAAGUGGAGCCGGGAAAACGACCGUUUAACGUCAACGAGCGUAUGAGGAUUUACCGCUGAGGCCUUCCUUGAUUGAGUCAGACGAUGACACACGAGGCCCAACACCUCCUUUGGGGGGUUUUUCUCCCUCUCGUUCUACUGACCGCAACAACGACCCAGGGUCAAAAGUGGAAACAGGAAGGUUCCAUUGAGAAAAUCGACGGAAAAUGCCCUGAAAGUUACUUCCCCUGCGUAAACGACCCUUUGUGCAUCCAGCAGAACAAUAACUGUGAUGGCAAAGCUGAUUGUCCUGACAAAACCGACGAAGAUAACUGCCACGACAAUCCUCUAGACGAGUACUUCGACAGCCUGGUCAGCAAAAGACUUUCGGCCAUUCAUGACGACGACGAUAAGAACUGCACUCUCACCUAUAAUGGAACUUGUGUGUGCGAGAGGAGGGACAUCUUUUGUCACAUGAGGAGGCUGAACGUAGUUCCGACCGACAUUCCAAACGGGGGGAUAGAGAUCUUGGACUUUACCCACAAUGAUUUCAACACAUUGUCAAGGAACGUUUUCAGGGGAUUGUACGACAAAGAUAUCGAGAAAUUGAGUUUCGUCCAUUGCAACGUGAAGGUCAUCGCAAAGAAAGCGUUCUACGACCUGACUCGGAUCAGACAUUUGCAGAUAGACAACAACGCCUUCGACGUUUUUCCAGCAGACGCAUUUCCACAGCAGAACGUGCUCGUGUCCUUAUCGCUGACUUACAACAACUUGUCCAGAAUCGCUGCCGAGGCUUUCGACCACUUGAAACAAUUGGAAACGCUAGACCUACGAGGCAACAGAAUUAAAACAAUAGAAAAUCGCCUGUUGUUGCCGCUUCAACGAUUGGAAAAGUUAUUGCUCCAACAGAACCUGAUAGAAGUCAUAGGACCUGACACAUUCCCUCCUCUACCUCUGAACAGUUUAUCUUUGGUAGACAAUCUGUUACAAGAGUUGGAACCUAGAACUUUCUCAGCUCUGGGCGAGUUGAGGUUUUUAUUCCUCUCAGGAAACCACUUGGCUGUACUAAGGCGAGGCGUCUUCGCCAAUCUGUCGAAUCUAGAAGUUCUAGCUCUCAAUGACAACGCAAUCAAGAAGAUAGAGAUAGGCGUUUUCGAGGACACCCUCAACCUAAGUUCGCUGAAACUUGAACACAACAAAUUCAGAAUGUUGGACAAAAGGGUGCUUCUUCCCUUGAAGAAACUGCCGUACAUAUAUUUCGACCGAUUCGAACUAUGCAUGGCUGCUACUCACGUACGAGUUUGUUAUCCGAAAGGAGACGGCAUAUCUUCUCAAGAGCAUCUCUUGGACAAUCCUGUAUUAAGAGCCAGCGUCUGGAUAAUGGGAGGCAUUGGAUGCACAGGCAACAUUAUAGUUCUCCUCAGUCGUCUCAUCGUGCCAACAAACAACGUGGUACAUUCUCUUUAUCUGCGAAACUUAGCUCUUUCCGAUCUCUUGAUGGGUAUUUACCUAUUCACCAUAGCCGGAGUCGACCACCAUUACAGGGGCGUGUACCUCAUGCACGAGUUCACGUGGAGACACAGCCUAAUGUGUAAUUUAUGUGGUUUCUUGAGCACACUCUCCUGUGAAAGCUCAGUUCUUAUCCUUACCCUGGUGACUUGGGAUCGUUUCGUCUCAGUUACUCAACCACUAGCCAGACGACAGCCCUCAGCCAAGACAGCAUCACUCACCCUCUUAGUGCUAUGGUCCUUUGCUUCGCUGGUGUCUUUCGCCCCUCUUAGCGAGGUGACCGAAGAGUACUUCGGUGACGAGUUUUACGGUAGCAACGGGGUGUGUCUGUCCCUCCAUAUCCACGAUCCUUACGCCAAGGGUUGGGAAUACUCGGCCAUGAUGUUCAUUCUGGUCAACGCAGUGGCGCUCACCUUCAUAAGCUACGCCUACAUGAGAAUGAUUAAUGAGAUAAAGGCCAGUGGGGUGGCUUGCAGGUCUACCAGGCAAUCUCAAGAUAGCGAUAAGGUGGCACAACGGUUCGGGAUCAUAGUGUUAACAGACUCUUUGUGCUGGGUGCCCGUCAUCAUUGUCAAAAUGACCGCUUUAUCGGGUGUUGCCAUUCCUCAGGACUUGUAUGCAUGGCUGGCAAUUUUCAUCCUUCCCAUAAAUUCUGCCCUCAACCCCAUACUGUACACCCUCACCACAACCGUUUUCAAAAAUCAGGUCCACAAGAUCGUCAAUUCUUUCCUGAACAGCAGGAGAUUCACAGAUCACCACCAUUCCGCCACAGAAUCAGCUCUUAGCUUGAGUUUAGGGGUGUUUCCUUUAAGGAACAGUACCAGGAGAUUCCUAGCCUACAGGGAGGCACAGACACAGAGCAGUCUGACUCAGACCAAAGGCAGUUAUAAGAAGAAUCCUACGGCGGUCUAAGUUCAUCUUUGAAGUGGUCAAUUGGAUAACAAGAACACUACAAAAAUCUAAAUAAUGUAAUUCUUGUUGUGUACGUUAAAUUCAUUUGGUUGGAGAAUCAGGGUGUUUUCAUUCAACGAAUCUAGUCACAAAAUUUAUAAAUAGAUAUUUCAAUGUGAACUUAGUAAAAAAGGGGAAAAGCGUUUCAAACAAAAGUUGUAAAUAUAUUAAAAGUAAUAAAAUAAGAAAAAACUA
Messenger RNA from Harmonia axyridis, 2987 nucleotides. RefSeq names its product relaxin receptor 2-like. Bases 438 to 2753 code for a protein of 771 amino acids. NCBI's taxonomy places the organism in Eukaryota, Metazoa, Arthropoda, Insecta, Coleoptera, Coccinellidae. Gene Ontology annotation, biological process: G protein-coupled receptor signaling pathway. The record is from RefSeq and is a predicted model, not a curated record. The transcript has 20 exons. Gene Ontology annotation, cellular component: membrane. Gene Ontology annotation, molecular function: G protein-coupled receptor activity; protein binding.